Molecule: messenger RNA, 690 nt
Organism: Trypanosoma theileri
Lineage: Eukaryota; Euglenozoa; Kinetoplastea; Trypanosomatida; Trypanosomatidae
Exons: 1
Coding region: 1-690 (229 amino acids)
Source: RefSeq, a predicted model, not a curated record
AUGCAGGUGCGACGUGUAUUGUAUUUUCUGGCUCUAAUUAUGAGUGUUGCCUAUGUUUGCGUGGCGGCUGCUGAGGCUGGAUCGUCCGGGAGUUCUUCUUCAUCUUCUAACUCUGGUAAUGAUGAUUGUCGUCCUCCUGAUGAAACUGAUGCUGCCGUUGAACGUACUGCUGAUACUCUUCGUGAUACUAAAACUUAUUGUGCUGAUCAGCGUCGUUCUAAUGCUUUUGCUGAUAGUGAUGGCUCUGCUCAUCCUCCUAUUGCCCCUCCUUCACCUCCUCCUGUUGUUGCUGCUGGUGGUGUGGAAGGGAGUAAUGGUUCGUCUCCAUCUGGAGGUCAAACUGGAGCCAACGUCAACACUACAGCAGGUGAAGGUGCAGUCAACGCGGAGAGUACAGCAACAGCACAACCCACUUCUCCUUCUCCCGAAUCUUCAGACACAGAGACUGCCAAUGGUUCUGCUACUGGAAACGAUGGGGGUAGCAGUACACCUGCAGGGAGUGAACCAUCCAAUAACCCAAGUGAUGAGGAAUCAACAACUUCAACUACUACGACCACCACCACCACCAAUACAAUUCCUCCUAUCCUUGGAAUCAGCAAUAACACCAUAAUGCCAAAUGUGAAGGGUGAUGCAGACAGCAGCAGCAGUAUCAGCAGUUCUGUGUGGGUGCGUNUUUGUUUUUGGUGUUGA